GAAUCCCAAUUAGACCUUGAUGUCUAUCACGAUCAAUAAUACAAUAAUGAGUAUUGAUGACAAGAAGCACCGUACCUGUGUCGGACGGACAGCCUAAUAUCUUCUCAUGUUGAAUGAAUAAUCAAGAGGAAUAAGUAUCAAUCUGCACUCCGAAAAGUUAACAUUUACUCCAAUCCUCAACCACCGACAACAGUCAAAAGAGAGAAACUGGGACUCACCCAAAGCAGUUGACACUUCCUCAAACAGAAGCUCAUAAUGGACGCAGCAGAUGAUGAUAAAGAUGUACGGCUCCAAAGAGAGUCGGGAGAACUCUUGGAAGAUUUCGAGAAAUCACUACACCCAUUCCUUCACAACGUUACUAACAAGAGUCAACUACGAAGGAGAGUCCGCAUAAGAGAAACAGAUAGAUUGGCAGCAUUGGUAUUGAUAUUCCUUCUAAUACUACAUCAUAUGCUAAGUUUGUCCGUAGCUAGAUAAUUUUCAAGAACUUCCUCAACUCCUCGAUCCACACCUUCAAAGACUGGUACCCAUACUAGCUGAUGCUUUCAUUGCCUCCAUAUCAAAACCACCUUCGAAGACCCCUCCCGCUCAUACCCAACUAUUGAUGCCUCUAUCAAAAGCUAUUUGUCGAUUGCUCUAUACAUUUUGUAAAGUCAGAGGAGAGAAAGUUAUCGUUCAGUUCUUAAAUACCGAUGUCAAACUUAUUGAUUUAUUACUUUCUGCUAUCGAAAAAGGAACAUGGAUAAAUAAUGAUGCAUGCGAAAAAUCAAUAGAGGAAGUAUGGGGCUGGGAGGAACGAUAUAUAACUUUGCUUUGGCUUUCGCAGUCACUCAUGGCACCUUUCGCUCUCAAUUCCUUGUCAUCCACUCCCCCGCCUCGUGAUGCCGAGUUAUAUCUCGCUCAUUUCAAAUUACCAGCCAAUACUCCCGGUGUAGUAUUGCGGUCUAUCGCAUUGGCCAUAAAAUAUCUCUCCUCAUCUGGCAAGGAGAAGGAUGCUGCAAAAAUCCUACUAGUGAGGGUUGUUCUGCUCAAGGAUAUGCAAGAUCUUGGGGUCCUGAAUUCUUCAAUAGUGUGGGCAACGUCUGUUCUGAAGUCUAUUAACGAAAAUCGAAAUAUACACUAUAUCAAUGGUGUUUUGUCCUUUCUUGCUGGGAUUCUCAAGUCAUCUACGGGCACCGCUUAUAUGGACUCUGGUGUGGAACCAGUAUUCUAUGCUGUUUCUAACUUUGUGGAAUCAUCCGAUCGUUUCUGUAAAGAAGUUCAAAGCUCGGCCGUUGCGCGAAAAUUUAUUAUUAAGAUUUUCCGCGGCAUUGCUUUGCUCAAUUUACGUCCAUCUUUCACAACUAUAGAUGUCAUUUUGAGUGACUGUGUUGAUUUCAUGUUACAAUCGCUAUUGGAUCCAUCAACGCCGGUUAGACUGGCUGCAAGUAAAGCGUUAAGCGUCGUUAUUUUAAAAUUACAGCCUGAACACGCAUAUGAAUUUGUACUUGCAAUUUUCGAGAUGUUAGAAGCGUUUCCAACCACUGAUGUUUUGAAUUGGCAUGGCCAAAUUUUAACACUCUCACAUUUGCUAUAUCGUCAUGCGGCACCUCCUGGAUUGCUUGAUAAAGUGAUUGUUUUCCUACUCAAAGCUUUAUCAUUUGAAGGAAAGUCUUCAUCUGGUAGCUCUAUUGGAACAAAUGUGCGAGAUGCUGCAUGCUUUGGAAUAUGGGCAUUAGCUCGACGUUACUUAACUGCGGAAUUACAGGAUAUUGACAUCAAAUCCGAAGGGUUUAGUCAUUCCAUGAAUACCAGCUCUACUAUACAAACUCUAGCAACACAUCUCGUUGUUUCCGCAUGCUUGGAUCCUGCCGGAAAUAUACGUCGAGGAGCUUCUGCAGCACUUCAAGAACUGAUAGGUCGCCACCCAAAUACGAUCAUUGAGGCCCUGGAGUUGGUGCAAAUUGUUGACUAUCAUGCUGUAGCUCUUCGAUCUAGAGCGAUACUGGAAGUGGCAGUUUUAGCUUCUUCAUUGGCUUGCAAAACCGACAACGGAGAGUCCUGGCACCACUAUGGAGAGGCACUCCUUGAAGCAUUACGAGGUUGGCGUGGGGUCGGUGAUGCCGACCUUGCUACAAGGCGGAAUUGUGCUGAAGCCUUCCGUCUUAUAAACUUCUCGGAAAAGAAUAGCAAAACUCCUAACACAUACAAAGGUUCUUACGAGACUAUAUGUUCUCUCGAUCAACAACUCAAUGAUCUUACACUCCGUCAGACUAAUGAACGACAUGGAUUACUCCUGCUUAUAGCGGCAGCACUUCUUGAAUGUCCAAACUUCCACGAAAGAAAGGAUUAUGCUGUUUCUUUUCAAGUGUAUUCGGAUAGAAUUCUCGAAAUGCUCACUUCUUACAUUUCAAACAUAACGUCAGUAUCAUCCCCACAAAGCUGGCGACGCCCUGACUUAAUGGCGGAAGCUGUGGCAUGUGUGAUCUUUCAUUGUUUCCGUAUAUUUGGGACAAUAGUCAUGCUUAAAAGGCAGGGUGCGCCUUCUGUCUCCAGCGAUAUAUUAAAAUGGUUAGACGACUCAAAAACCAGAAAGGUCCUUAUGUUCGAGUAUGAAGAACCUUAUGCAGAGCAUAUGGUUAGUACCUCGGACCAUCAAACAGUGGCUGAAGUGUUGGCUCAUACCAUGGAUGAGUUUGAGUCUUCCGAUGCCCAACACGAUUCAAAUGUCCAAAAUGAGUUGAAGGAUCAUAAUGUCGAAAACGCAAGCGGAAAUUUUACAACCUUUCCAUUGCUUGUUAGAAGCUUCAUCGAACACUUUACUGACACUAGUUCUGAAGAAUUAGUUACUCUUUUAACGGCUUGUCACCGCAGAUCGUUCUUUUGGUAUUCUGCUGGCCAUCGGAAUAGCUUAAUCGAUCGUAUGCUGCUGUCAAUGCAAAAGACUCAGCUGACAUUCUCCAUGCUUUUAAUAUCCUACUCAUUGUUCCAAAAUAACAUGAAUGAUCAAGUGAACAAUAUCUCCAUCGCAUUACAUGAGAGCUGGAAGUCAACUAUCGGCAAACGUAUUUACGAUAUCAAGACACGACUGGCUUUGCUUCCAUAUAUUUCAAAAGAGAGCAAAGCGCUAAACUCUUCUAUUAUUGGGUUCUGGGAUAUAGUUUCACAUGGUCUUGAUGACUAUCAUACAGAUCCAGCACAAGGUGAUAUUGGAUCGCGAGUCAGACUAGAGGCUAUCAAAGGAGCUGCGGCAAUCUUUUUAUCGACAGACUUAAGAAGUGAUCCAGCUAAUAUGAAAAUAUUUUCGACCAUGUUUGGUAAGCUGUUAAGACUUUGCACUGAAAAGUUGGAUAAAGUUCGAACAGAGGCAAAGAAAGCCCUUUUGGUCAUUCUUCCAAGUCUUGUAUCCAAGUAAGUCCGAUCGUUUACCAUUUUUCCCUCACUUCUAACAUUGUGGCAAUUUAGAUCCGACACUUUAUCCUUUGAGCAAAGUUCAAUUUCUUCUUAUGAACAUUUUCGUUUUAUGCUAGAUUUACAAACUGGAGAUCGUCUUACUGGAAAUACAACAACUCACGAAUUUGAAUGGCUUCCUUCAUGGACGGAUAAAUUGUUGGAAGGAUAUGUAACUUCUGCCCAUGGAGGUACAGAAGAUUUACGUCGCGUUAGCAUUGCUGCUUUGAUUGAUUUUUGCGAUGACAACCCUGCAAAUAGAAAAUUUAUUGGUGCGGCUCUGGUUAGAAAUCUAGAAACCCAUCAUCGCAAGAAUGAAAAGGUGGUAGUGGGUACAUUGGAGAUUAUCGCGCUAUUGCUGGAUAUGGGACUAAUGUAUAAAGAUUACACGGCUGAGUUAGUACAUCCAUCAUCACUGUCCCGAUUAACUUAUUUAUUCUGCUAACAAAAAUAUUUAAUAAAUAUAGACAAUACCAAACACUCUGCGAACAAAUCGCAAAAGAAACCAAUAGUUCCCGAAUCGAUAAAUGUAAAGCGGCCAUUAAAUGUUUUGGACGAUUAGCGCCCGUGUACCCAGAAACCAUCGAUAAUUUUUUGCUAGACUUGCUCUUUCAUAAGUUUCCCGGGAUAAGAGAUGCAGUCAUGGAUGAAUUGUGGGAUUUGGGUUUUGUGUCUGUGAAGAGGAUUGAUGUUAAGGAUUUUAAGCGAGAGCAUGAUUUGAGGAGUCUUAUUGCGAGGUAGGGAGGGGUUUGGGAUGUGGGGCAAUUAAUCGUUUGCGGGAUUGGUGUGGUGUAUGUAGGUAGUUGGUUUUUUUAGUAGAGGGAAUCCAUGAGGAUCUUUUUUUCUAUUUUGAUUGCGGGGUUGGAGAUUGGGGUG
Messenger RNA from Sclerotinia trifoliorum, 4305 nucleotides. The record is from the annotation of a GenBank genome assembly. Lineage: Eukaryota; Fungi; Ascomycota; Leotiomycetes; Helotiales; Sclerotiniaceae.